AUGAAUGGACCGAACGGAGUGGCCAACGGCACAUUGCCUUCUGUCCUUCAAACGGACUACCUCAUCGUGGGCACGGGCCCUGCAGGUGCAUCUUUGGCAGCAUUUAUGGCAUCGUAUGGGAUGAAAGGCCUCAUUGUCAGCCAGGACUCGAGCAAUGCUGACACCCCGAGAGCUCACAUUACGAAUAUGGCCGCAAUCGACUGCCUCCGGGAUAUUGGGCUUGAUGUUGAGUGCUACAAGGCCGGGACAAAGAAUGAUACCAUGGUGCAUACCCGCUGGUCCAACACUAUGGCCGGACAGGAAUAUGGCCGUAUUUACUCUUGGGGAAACGACCCGAAACGAAAGGGGGACUAUGAGCUCGCAAGUCCUUCCGAGAUGUUGGAUCUUCCUCAGACGUUGAUGGAGCCCUUGCUGAUGCGAUAUGCGACUCUGAACGGCUUCAAAUGUCGAUGGGACACCGAAUUCGUAUCAUUCGAGCAGGACGAGAAGGGGGUAACCACGACCUUUCUGGAUAGGAUCUCCCAGACGACUUUCCAGGUUCGCUCCAAGUAUCUCUUCGGCGCAGAUGGUGCACGCAGCAAGAUCGUACGGCAAGCUCAGAUCCCCUUGAUACGACGCCCCGGACAAGGGUUCGCGGUCAACGUGCUGAUGCACGCAGACAUGUCGCAUCUCAUGGAGCACCGUAAAGGCAACUUGCACUGGAUCCUGCAGCCGAACCUCGAGACUCCAGAGUGGGGAUGGAUCGGGUGCAUGAGAAUGGUCAAGCCAUGGUACGAAUGGUUGUGUAUCAUCUUCACGACCCCCGACGCGCCGAGGGAAGUGAGGUCUGAAGAAGAAUACGUAAAGCGUAUUCGCGAAAUGAUCGGGGACGAUUCAGUCGAGGUCAAAGUCUUGGGCGUGUCCACCUGGGCCAUCAACGAAACUGCUGCCGAGUACUACACAAAGGGCAAUGUUUUCUGCCUCGGAGAUGCGGUCCACCGGCAUCCGCCUAACCACGGGUUGGGGUCGAACACCUGCAUUCAAGACGCACACAACCUUGCGUGGAAGAUCAACUUUGUGGAGAAAGGCCUCGCUGGGAGAGAACUACUAGACACGUAUAGCGUGGAGCGUCAACCAGUUGGGCUGGAUGUUGUCACGCAGGCAAAUGCGUCUUUGAGAAACCACAAGAAUAUCUGGGAAGUGCUCGGCAAUCUAGAACCUACUGUGGAAGAGCGUAUGAAAGCCCACGCCGAGAUCUACGCCGACUCACCAGAAGGACACACCCGCCGCGAAAGGCUUUCCAAAGCACUUAGAGCAAUCGACAGAGAAGAGCACGGCCUGGGCAUCGAGAUGAAUCAGCGCUAUGUCUCGUCCGCUGUUUACCAGGCCGACCAAGGCGCGAUGCCCGUCUUCUCCAGAGAUCCGUUGGAGCACUACCACGCCACCACGUAUCCCGGUGCUCGUCUGCCGCACGCCUGGUUGUGCAAUCAUAUCCCCUCCAAGUACAUCUCUACCAUUGACCUAGCUGGAAAGGGGCAUUUCACUAUUUUCACUGGCAUUGGCGGUCAGCACUGGAAAGCGACGGCCGAACAGCUUUCUGCGGAGCUCGGCGUGCCAAUCAGGGUCUACUCUAUUGGGUACGGACAGGACUACAAGGACGUGUAUCUUGAUUGGGAGGGUAUCAGAGGAGUUGGAGACUCUGGAUGCGUGCUCGUGCGGCCCGACUACUUUGUCGCAUGGAGAUGCCCGAGCUGGGGAGAGGAGGCACCUUCGAAACUGAAGCACGUACUGAAAUCUGUGCUAUCACUUCACUGA
This is a messenger RNA of Scedosporium apiospermum, 1794 nucleotides long. RefSeq names its product 2,4-dichlorophenol 6-monooxygenase. Gene Ontology annotation, molecular function: FAD binding. Bases 1 to 1794 code for a protein of 597 amino acids. Lineage: Eukaryota; Fungi; Ascomycota; Sordariomycetes; Microascales; Microascaceae. The transcript has 7 exons. The record is from RefSeq and is a predicted model, not a curated record.